This is a messenger RNA of Mycena indigotica, 702 nucleotides long. RefSeq names its product 14-3-3 protein. Gene Ontology annotation, cellular component: cytoplasm. Lineage: Eukaryota; Fungi; Basidiomycota; Agaricomycetes; Agaricales; Mycenaceae. Bases 1 to 702 code for a protein of 233 amino acids. The record is from RefSeq and is a predicted model, not a curated record. The transcript has 3 exons. Gene Ontology annotation, biological process: signal transduction.
AUGGUCGAGAACAUGAAGCGUGUCGCUUCUUCUGACCAAGAGCUCACUGUCGAGGAGCGCAACCUGCUCUCCGUUGCCUACAAGAACGUCAUUGGAGCACGCCGUGCUUCGUGGAGAAUAGUUUCGUCUAUCGAACAGAAGGAGGAGUCGAAGGGCAACGAAGCCCAGGUAACCAUGAUCAAGGGCUACCGGGAGAAGAUCGAGCAGGAGCUUGCCAAAAUCUGCGAAGACAUUCUCGACGUUCUCGACAAGCACCUCAUCCCCUCUGCCGCCUCUGGCGAGUCGAAGGUGUUCUACCACAAGAUGAUGGGUGACUACCACCGCUAUCUUGCAGAGUUCGCUACUGGGGACAAGCGGAAAGACAGUGCCGACAAGUCGCUCGAAGCCUACAAGGCUGCCUCCGACGUCGCUGUCACUGAACUUCCCCCGACGCACCCUAUUCGUCUCGGUCUGGCGCUCAACUUCUCCGUCUUUUACUACGAAAUCCUCAACUCCCCCGACCGUGCUUGCCACCUGGCUAAGCAAGCCUUCGACGAUGCCAUUGCUGAGCUCGACACGUUGUCAGAAGAGAGCUACAAGGACUCGACACUGAUCAUGCAACUCCUUCGGGAUAACCUGACGCUCUGGACUUCGGACAUGCAGGAUGCUGACAAGCCCGCCGAUGCAAAGGACGAGGCUGCGGACGCCCCUGCUGACGAUUAG